AAGUCCACGUGUGUCUCCACAGCUAUGACAUGGUGCACUACGGUCACUCCAACCAAUUACGACAGGCCAAAGCGAUGGGAGAUUAUCUCGUAGUAGGAGUUCAUACAGAUGAGGAAAUCGCCAAGCACAAGGGUCCACCGGUCUUCACGCAGGCCGAGCGUUAUAAAAUGAUACGGGCCACGAAGUGGGUGGAUGAGAUUGUUGAGGGGGCACCGUAUGUUACUACGCUGGAGACGCUGGACAAGUACAACUGUGAUUUCUGCGUGCACGGAGAUGACAUCACAUUGACCGUGGACGGGAAAGAUACAUACGACGAAGUGAAGAGAAUGGGUCGAUACAGGGAAUGUAAACGCACACAAGGAGUGUCUACGACAGACCUAGUGGGUCGUAUGCUCCUGUUAACAAAAUCGCAUAACAGUAACGUUGUGAGUAGACUCUAUUCCUCCCACACAGAUAACUUUGGGAAGGGUCCUAAAGGGCACAGCCCCUGGACUGGUGUCUCUCAGUUCCUGCAGACGUCUCAGAAGAUCAUCCAGUUCGCUUCAGGAAAAGAACCACAGCCGGAAGACACAAUUAUUUAUGUGGCCGGAGCCUUCGACCUCUUCCACAUCGGUCACGUGGAUUUCCUCGAGACUGUUCACAAACAAGCAGAGAAACCUUACGUCAUUGUCGGACUGCACUUUGACCAGGAAGUGAACCGCUACAAAGGAAAGAACUACCCCAUCAUGAAUAUUCAUGAGAGAACUUUGAGUGUGCUGGCUUGCAGAUAUGUGUCUGAGGUUGUGAUCGGAGCUCCGUACACAGUAGGAAAAGAUCUUCUGGAUCACUUUAAGGUAGAUCUGGUGUGUCAUGGGAAAACCGAAGUGUUUCCUGACACAGACGGGACAGACCCUUACACCGAGCCGAGGAAGAGAGGCAUUUUCCGCGUCCUGGACAGCAGCAACAAUCUGACCACCGACGACAUCGUGCAGAGAAUCAUUGAGAACAGGUUGCAGUUUGAGGCCAGGAACCAGAAGAAGGAAGCUAAAGAGAUGGCUGUGAUUGAGGCUUUGAAGCAUAAAGAGGAUUCGCUGAAGACCGAGGCGGCUCUAGUGAAUAAUUAACCGAAACUGUCCAAACCGAACAAAUCAAGGGCUUCAUCAUAGAACCAAAAUUAACCCCGGACUGUUAUAUAAACACCCCGAACGAACAAAAUGCCUGAGCUGAAGAUGCUUUUAAGUGGACAUGGAGAAACGCAGACUGUUUUUUUUUUUGUUUUUGUUUUUUAUAAUUGCACGACUCUUGUUUGAUACAAAAGCAAAAAAAAAGCACUUCGUUAUGUGUGACAAAAGCACUUCGUUAUGUGCGGAGAAGUUUUAUGAUACCUAUAAAAUGGGUUCGAAGACAUUCUCUCUGAAUGGGAGGAACACUGAAAAACAUUCAGCAGCUAAUUUUGCAUUUUGUAUGGAUGUUAUGGGAGGGAGGAUUGUGUCAUUUUGGUGGUUUUUUGAACUGGUAAUCCAUCCGCACAAAUUUGUAGUUGAGCAGAGAAACACUUAGUGAAGAAACACUAGAUGUUGACUACAAUAGCAUGCAUACUAGCUCUAUGCAUGUUUUCUUAUUAGGAUUUUAUGUUGGGAUUUUACUAUUAUUAUUAUUAUGUGUUUUAUAUUUUGUGACAUUUUACCCCAAAAUCAAAGUUAUUAUAAUAUUUUAAGAUUUAUAAGAUUGUUCCUAUUUUAAGACUAAGGCUUUUUAUUUGCAUUGUGAUAUUUUUAUUUAUUUACUUAAUUUCCAUCUGUAUUCUCAUUACCUUAAUAUAUCUGGACAUUUAUCUUCUUUUUUAUUUUUUGUUUGCAGUUCUAAUUGUUUUCAGAAGUGAUUCUUAUUCUAUUCUCUUUAUAGUAUUUUUAAUAGGUAUGUAUAAAUUAAGGAUAUACUAUACAUGAUACAUAAAUACUUUACAACUUUAAUGUAUUUUUAUCCUUUUUUUUAAAUUAUUAUUAUUGUUAUUUUUUCAAUUUUGGUAGUGAGAUUUUCACAAAUGGGAUUUUUUUUUGUCAAGAUAGUAUCACAAUGCAAAAAAAGGAAAAGAAAAAUAAUUUAAAUCAUAUAUAUACAUUUUUUUUUAUUUAUUUUUUAUUUUUUUGUAGUGAAAUGUCAUCCUGGCCAUUUUUAAUGUUUUUAACCCUGGAAUAUUUUAUUCUAGCGGUUUUACCUUUUUCGUCAUCACUGAACACUUGAUAUGCGUGUCCUGAAAAAAAAAAAUCUCAGAACUAAUCUCUGAAGUUUUGUUUCAUACACUGUCCACAGUCACCUAUCUGGCAUUUUACUCGGUUUUACCACUUUUAUUUUCACGUUCUUAAUAUUGUUUGUUGUGACAUGAACAAAGUCACAGCCAAAGACUCUUUGACCUCAGGUGAUUGAUGUCCGUUUAAUGUCACGCUUUAAUUUUAACAGAUUUUUACAAACAUCUGUCUCUAAACUAAGUUGAUUAUUAAAAGUCAAACUUGCUUUUAUCUCAUAUGUACUUUUAUCUUGUUUUAUGCGGUUUGUUGUCUUUUUUUUGUUCAAUGAAUGUCAAAGCACCUUGCAAUUGCAGCAUGUUUUUAGUUUGUAACAUUUCCUGCACAUUUAGGUUGAAUUGCUGUGGGGAAAAAAACACUGUUUUUACAUUGCAGAAAUGUUGAGUGACCAAUUCUGAAUUUGGUGUUAAUGUCUUCAGAAAGUCUAUAAUUUACCGUCCCAUGCAUAAUAAACCGUAAGCCAUCAAAACACCUCCAUUAAUUGCUAUUUAAAUUGCAAUAAAAAUGUAUGAAAAACGGCC
Molecule: messenger RNA, 2806 nt
Organism: Carassius auratus (goldfish)
Lineage: Eukaryota; Metazoa; Chordata; Actinopteri; Cypriniformes; Cyprinidae
Product: ethanolamine-phosphate cytidylyltransferase-like
Biological process (GO): phosphatidylethanolamine biosynthetic process
Cellular component (GO): cytoplasm
Molecular function (GO): ethanolamine-phosphate cytidylyltransferase activity
Source: RefSeq, a predicted model, not a curated record